Molecule: messenger RNA, 582 nt
Organism: Necator americanus (New World hookworm)
Lineage: Eukaryota; Metazoa; Nematoda; Chromadorea; Rhabditida; Ancylostomatidae
Exons: 5
Coding region: 1-582 (193 amino acids)
Biological process (GO): positive regulation of transcription by RNA polymerase II
Cellular component (GO): transcription regulator complex; histone acetyltransferase complex
Molecular function (GO): transcription coactivator activity; chromatin DNA binding; histone acetyltransferase activity
Source: RefSeq, a predicted model, not a curated record
AUGCCGAUUCGUGGAUGCAACGAAUGCUCGGAGCGAGCAACAUGGAUAUGUUGGUUAGAUGAGGAUCUCGUAUUGUGCGAGAAAUGUUAUGCAAAACUCGUAAAUCCAGAAUUUAUGGAACCACGGCGACCUUUCAUCUACGAUACAGGACCACCGCUGAGCAGUAGUAUAGAAGAAAGCGUAAGAUUUCUGGAACAUGCCUACGAGUGUCAAAGCCCGGAAUGCGAUAACCGCGCAUGCCGGCGUAUUAAACAAAUCCUCGAGCAUCGAGGAGGAUGUCAAUCACCUGAUUCAUGCAGCAUUUGUGAGGGUUUGCACGAAUACUGUCGACAUCAUGUCAAUUUUUGCAAUCGGAGCAACUGUAAGAUAUUAUUUUGUGAAGAAUUGCGGAAAAUCGCUAAUCCGCCAAAGGUGGAUCGAGAAUCACGAAUCAAGACUUAUUUUCCUGGAUGGCCAUGUCAACGGUCCGCAAGGCCAGCCAGUAUUCGCAUAAAUACACGGGUUAUAUCUUCAUUGAGCAGUCCUCGUCUGCAGGGAUUAGAUCAACCUUCCGAAUAUCCUUCAUCAUCUAUGAAGAACUGA